GUAGUUAAAUGAGAUAUAGCUAGCGACUGCUAGGAGAGAGAAUGGUGUGAGGAUUAUUGGCCUAAGGGUUGACUUUCUACUUCCCUUUCAAUUCCAUUAUACAUACAUGACCCACAUUCCAUCGUCCUUCCCGUUCCAUUCCAACCUCUGCAAACCCAUUCCAUCGUCCUUCCCAUUCCAUUCCACCACCACCAGCUUCAUUUCAGCUUUUUAAACACAUCCUUUGAAACCAUUUUCACUAUAUAUACAUCCAUCGUCUUCAAUCUGGAUUGCUCGAUUCUCUGUCUUCCUUGAUCAUAUCUUCAUGAAAACCAGUGUAAGUUAGCUCUCAUUCAGUGAUUUCAACCCAGAAAGAUAAGACAUUGUAUGAUUACAGUUUUACGAUUGUGUCUUUCCUUCAUCUAGUUCAGUAAUCAAGCCUGGCAAUCUUCGAAAUUUCUCUUCUUUAGUCUAACAUUUAUAAAAAACCUCCCCAGUAUGUAAAUUUAGGCAAUCUUUGAUUUCUCCAGUUGAAAAAACAGAAAAAGAUUUGAAAAAAAAAAAAAGAGAUCUUGUUUCGAUCUGGCUCGAGUUCAGUCGAUUGUGUAGAAAUACCUGUAUAAAAAUCGACAAAUUAUGUAAGGUAUCUGCCAUUGAUCUUUAGAUCCUAUCAGAAAAAAUCCAAAAAAAAAAUUGUAGUUAGUUUCUAGUAUAGAUAAUUUGGUAGUGAAGAGGGAAUCGAAAGUGUUGGAAAUGGAAGGUGGGGAUGGGCCAACGCCGCCAGUAUCAGCACCGGCGACGCCUGGAACUCCCGGAGCUCCUUUGUUCACGUCUCUGCGAGUGGACUCCAUGUCAUAUGAUCGGAAGUCAAUGCCCCGUUGCAAGUGCCUGCCUGUUGGUGCUCCAUCAUGGAGUUCAACUCACACCUGCUUCACCGAUUUCCCAUCUCCAGACAUCUCUCUCACCCGAAAGUUGGGAGCAGAAUUUGUGGGAACAUUUAUAUUAAUCUUCGCGGCAACAGCAGGACCAAUAGUGAAUGAAAAAUACGCAGGAUCGGAGUCGCUACUAGGAAAUGCAGCAUGUUCAGGACUGGCAGUGAUGAUAAUAAUACUGUCGACGGGUCAUAUCUCAGGAGCCCAUUUAAACCCAUCGCUGACCAUCGCGUUUGCAGCACUGCGUCAUUUUCCAUGGGCACAGGUCCCUGGUUACAUCUUAGCACAAGUAUCAGCCUCCAUAUGUGCUUCUUUUGCUCUCAAAGGAGUCUUCCAUCCCUUUAUGUCUGGUGGUGUCACUGUUCCUUCUGUUAGUACUGGCCAAGCUUUUGCUCUCGAGUUCCUCAUAACCUUUAAUCUCCUGUUUGUUGUCACAGCUGUUGCCACCGAUACUCGUGCUGUGGGAGAAUUGGCUGGUAUAGCAGUUGGAGCUACUGUUUUGCUCAACAUUCUUGUUGCUGGGAAAUCAAGUGGUGCUUCGAUGAAUCCAGUGCGUACUCUAGGUCCAGCAAUUGCAACAGGGAACUACACAAUGAUAUGGAUAUACCUAUUGGCACCGACGCUUGGAGCACUUGCCGGAGCUGCAGUUUACACGUUGGUGAAACUUCCGGCAGUGGAGGGAGAGCAGCAACGAAGCUUCCGUCGUUGAGGUAUUGGCCUAACAGCUGCCUUUUUAUCUUAGUAUGUGGUGUGUGAUCUUAAUAAAAGGGGAUAUGUGGGUCCCUUAGCUUGGAACUGGUGUGCAACUGCGUGUAACACGAGAGAUCGUGCAUAUGUUUUUAUGGUUUUUGUGUUGAUUAUUGUAAUAAAAGAAUGAUGUAUAAUAUUUGAAGUUGUGAUAUGUUAAUUAGAAAUGUAC
Molecule: messenger RNA, 1830 nt
Organism: Cynara cardunculus var. scolymus (artichoke)
Lineage: Eukaryota; Viridiplantae; Streptophyta; Magnoliopsida; Asterales; Asteraceae
Product: probable aquaporin NIP5-1
Exons: 4
Coding region: 733-1620 (295 amino acids)
Biological process (GO): transmembrane transport
Cellular component (GO): membrane
Molecular function (GO): channel activity
Source: RefSeq, a predicted model, not a curated record